This is a messenger RNA of Moneuplotes crassus, 1716 nucleotides long. The record is from the annotation of a GenBank genome assembly. NCBI's taxonomy places the organism in Eukaryota, Ciliophora, Spirotrichea, Euplotida, Euplotidae.
AUGGAAGUUCUUAAGAAUGCAAAGACACUGGCUACGAUAUCCAGUUACUAUGGGAACUAUAUUGAGUCAUAUUGAUUGUGAUCCUUAAUUUGUAAGAAGACAAGACAUAUUCUACACCAAGAAAAUUUGAUAUUUCAUCAGUCAUCCGACAAGAACAGAAGUAUGAACUUUGUAACCGCUAACUUUAAUAAUGUAGCAUGAAAGUUUUUAUUGAAAGGAGGGAAGUAUCGAUACUUGAACCUGAUGAUUGAGAUAUGAAAUUCAUUACAAUUAAAUGAAUUGGAUUACUUUCUACAAUCAGUCCAGUAUCCUCAGGAUAUUCAUUUCCAUUAUCUUAAGUUUACAGAUUGAUGGUAUCAGAAUAUCUAUCAGUAUAAUGAAAUAUGAGCAUUUUUCACUAGGAAUGAUCUGGAACUUCCUAAUAUUAUCAACAAGAAAAUUCCAAAUGCGAGCGUAAUUGAUGCUAAGAUUGAGUUUGUAGAUCACCCUCAAACAAUCCAUGAGACCAAUACCUCAAGUUAUUUCAAGAAUAUUCAAUACAACUCUCGAGGAAUGGAGGUCUACAGCAAUGCAAACAUAAAAGCAAAAAUACAUGAGUUUGAUGUGAGGGGCAUCCUAGACCUCAACAGGUUCGUCGAGUGCUGGAGUUUAGAAUCUAAGAAAGCUAUCAGAAAACUAUUGAUAGUUCUCAACUGAGAAAUAACUUGUAAUAGUAAAGUUAUAGUCUCAAUACUGCUAAAACUCCAGAGAUCAUUGCAUAAAUCUGCUAAAAUAGAAUUUUAUUUGUUUGAUAAAUCAGUGGAAAGGAUCGCUCCUUUCAUAGCAAUUGCAGAUAAAUGCAACUUAUCUGUCAUAUAUAAUGGAAACAACAAAAAUGAUGAAUCGAUCGCAUUGAGGAAACCGAAACUGAUUUUCAAAACUAAUAGCAUAAACUUUGCUUGUUGAAGAUCAAAGAAGGUUAUCAUAAGAAAGAGUAAGAGGAAUAACAAAAUUAUUCAUCAGAUGGUGCCUUGGGAACCUUCGAUGAAUAAUAUAAACGCUAAGGAACUCCAGAUUCAUAACAUGUCUAAGCCAAUAGCUCUCCCUAGACAUGAGCAGAUGUUUUAUAAGACAUUAUACAAGCAAAAUGAAUUCUCAGAUACAUGAAUAAUUAUCAACUGAGAUACUUUUGAAAGAAGUAGAGCAUACAAAAAGAAGUAUGAAGAAGAAAUGAAGAACAAUAUAUACCCAGAGUUAGAGCAUCGGCUCGAGAAGUUUCAGAUAAAAUUUAAAGAUACUAAAAAUUCUUUUAAGGAUACUAUUGAAGAAACUGUCAUUAAAAGAUCAACAACAUUUCCUGUUGAUCAGGUGUGAAGCAACUUGAAAUUCCAAAUACUGACAGCAUUAGAGGGAUGACCUGACUACCUCACAUUUAAAUUUUCUAGAAGAGUCGAUUGAAUAGAACAGCUUAGAAAUUCUGAGCAAUUACUUGAGAAUAUUGUGAAGAGCCUCUUCACUAGAUCAAAGCUUAAAAGAGUUACAUUCUCAUUUGAUUACUUUCGAAAUGAUUCAGUAAUAGAUAUAGCAACACAUCCACUACAAAGGGAGAUAUUUAAAAGCUAUUUCAGAAAAAUCUUAUCUUACGAAGAAAUCAAUGAAGUAGUGGAUCUAGCUAACUCAGGGUAUUACCUACUUUAUAAUGAAGAAGAUUAAUCACAUUUAAUCAGAAGAAUUGGC